This is a messenger RNA of Lactuca virosa, 2091 nucleotides long. The record is from the annotation of a GenBank genome assembly. Lineage: Eukaryota; Viridiplantae; Streptophyta; Magnoliopsida; Asterales; Asteraceae.
AUGAAAUCAUUCUUAAACAAACUUCUUCCUUCCUUUCUCGCAAGAAAAUUAUGCAAAUUAACUCCGAAAUACUACUCCAGUUCACCUCUUCCACAAAACAGCUGCGUAAACAACAUCAAGACAACCAAAACAUUCGACGAUUACGAACGUGCCCUCGUCCAAGCAUUGAAAUCAUCUUCUUCCCUUUCUUCUCCGCUCCUUUACGGCCAGCAUCUCCAUUGUCAUAGCCUCAAGAAAGGACUUGACUCCAAUAUCUUUAUACGUAAUAGCUUGAUCAGUUUGUAUGCCAAGUUUGGUUCUAUAAACGAUGCAGAAUCCAUGUUUGUCUCUGGGUUUCAAUCCGAUCGCGUUUCUUGUAACAUUAUGCUUGCUGGUUAUGUGAAUUGUUGUCGUUUAAAUGACGCCCGCCAAUUGUUUGAUAAAAUGUCUGGGAGGAACAGCGUAUCUUUUACCACGAUGAUAAUGGGGUUGGCUAAACAUGGGUUUUGGGGAGAAGCAAUCCAUGUAUUUAAGGAAAUGAAGUCGUUAGGUUUGGCUCCCAAUGAAGUGACAUUGUCGAGUGUACUGUCAUCUUAUUCACAUUUUUCUGGGGUUAAAAACAGUCAAAUUCUUCAUGCAUUGGUUGCUAAAUCCGGCCUUGAAAAUUCUAAUCUUGUUUUAACUAAUUUGGUUCAUCUGUAUUGCAGCUGUUCAUCUUUGGGUGAUGCCAGAAUUUUGUUUGAUGAAAUGUCAGAGAGAAAUAUAGUUUCGUGGAAUGUAAUGUUGAAUGGGUACUCAAAGGCUAGGAUGGCUGGAAUGGCACGAGACCUGUUCGACAAAAUGCCUGAAAGAGAUGUAGUUUCUUGGGGCACCAUCAUCGAAUGUGUUUUACAUGUUGAAAAUCUGAACCCAGCUUUGAAAUUAUAUCGAGAAAUGCUAAAUACUGGGAUAUCUCCUAACGAUGUCAUGGUGGUGGAUAUAAUCUCAGUUUGUGGCCAAGAAACAGCCUUUUCCGAAGGCCAACUGUUUCAUGGUGUAAGUGUAAAACUAGGGUUUGACUCUCACGACUUUAUCCAAUCAACCAUUAUCCACUUCUAUGCAGCUUGUGGCAACAUCACCCUUGCUGAAACUCAAUUCCAAAUAGGAAGCAAAAACAAUCCAUCUUCAUGGAACGCUCUAAUAUCAGGCUUAGUAAAAAACAAAAUGAUUAAAUCCGCACGCCAACUGUUCGACAAAAUGCCCAAAAGAGAUGUUUUCUCAUGGACCUCAAUGAUUUCCGGAUACUCCCAAAUGAACCAACAUGACAUGGCUUUAGACCUUUUCCAUAAGAUGAUAUCAAGUGGCAUUAAACCAAACGAAGUAACAAUGGUAAGCAUGCUCUCAUCCGUUGCUAAUCUAGGCAGUUUACAAGAUGGAAAAUGGGGUCAUGAAUACAUAAUCACAAAUUCAAUCCCUAUGAAUGACAAUCUAAGCGCAUCCAUCAUCGACAUGUACGCCAAAUGUGGGAACAUCAAGAACGCAUUACAAAUCUUCAAUCAAGUUAAAACCAAAGUUUCCACCAUUUCACCAUGGAACGCGAUUAUAUGUGGUUUAGCCAUGCAUGGACAUGCAAGAUUAUCUCUAAAGCUCUUUUGGGAGUUAGAGACAUAUAAAUAUAAUGAUGUUAUAAAGAUUAACUCAAUCACAUUUAUUGGGGUGUUAAGUGCAUGUUGUCAUGGUGGAUUGGUGAAAGAAGGGGAGAGGUAUUUUGAAAGGAUGAAAAGUGUGUAUAAUAUAGAGGCGAAUAUGAAGCAUUAUGGGUGUAUGGUGGAUCUUUUGGGUAGAGCAGGGAGAUUAGAGGAAGCUGAGGAGGUGAUAAAGAGUAUGCCUAUGAAGGCAGAUGUGGUGAUAUGGGGGACAUUGUUGGCAGCUGCUAGAAUUUAUAAUGAUGUUGAAAUGGGAGAAAGGGCAGCUGAAAAUUUGGCAAAAGCUGAGCCUUUACAUGGUCCAGGUAGGAUUUUGUUGUCAAAUAUUUAUGUAGAUGCAGGGCGUUUGGAUGAUGCUGCUUUUGUAAGACGAGAAAUGAAAACCCGAGGAUUGACCAGGUCACCAGGUUAUAGCAGUAUAUCUUAA